CUGCCUCCGAGAGCGUCAUGUAAACACCGGUUGGCGUGGCUUGUUCGAGCGUCCUUCGCGUCCCUCACACCCGUUGAUUGACAUUUCGUGGUAUUUCUUGGGCUUUCGUCUUUAAAGCCUAUUUAGCUUAGGCGUCCCACGUUCUCGAAGGUUGAAGCUGUAAUACCAGUUGCAGCAAAAUAAUUUUGUAUCUUUGGUAUAGAAACCUCUUGGUAUACCUCUGGUAAAGGGCUAGAAGGAAAGGGAUUUGAAUGAAUAAUCCCGUAGCCUACUCUUCUAACGAGUUUGACAGCGCCUGAGGAACUAGGGUAGGUGGGCGUUGUGAGAGACAUAUAACUAUCCUCACGAGAGAUCAGGUGUAAUCACCAACUUCUGCAUCAACAUGGCUCCUGUUGCCAAGUCCAAGAAAGCUCCAAGGACAUCGACUGGUCCUAAGAAGCGUGGCCGACCUAAGGGAUCAAAAAAUAAGGUUGCAGCUAAAGGCCCUUCAAAGGUUGCCAAGGGUACUACAAAAGCAGCCAAAGGCAACUCUAAUCCAGUUAAAUUUGCUGAACUCGUUCAAGCUGCGUUUGAAGCUCUCGAUAACCGCAAAGGAACUUCCCUUCAGGCAGUCAAGAAGUACUUGAAGGAAAACAAUAACAUUGACUCCCGGAAGAAAUCUGUUUACAUUAAUAAGGUAAUCAAGAACAUGACUGACAAUGGGGUUAUUCUACACGUAAUUGGCAAAGGCGCCAGAGGAAGCUUCAAGUUGGCCAAUAGUCAGAAGUUCAAGCAUGGAAAUUCAAGCUCUCUGAAGUUCUCCAAGCAUGUGCUGGCAGCCCUGGAGGCUUUGGAUAACCGAAAGGGAUGUUCUCUCCAGGAUAUUAAAAAGUACCUGAAGGAGAACAAAGGUGUCGAUCCAAAGAAGAAGGCUGUUCACAUCAAUAAUGCUAUCAGAGCCCUGACUCAAGAGGGGAAGUUCCGCCAAGUUGUCGGAACAGGAGCUAAAGGACGUUUCAGGUUGCAGAAGGAAGAUGUAAUUGCACCUAGCUUCUCGGACCUUGUUUUUGAAGCUUUCAAGGCCCUGGAUAAUCGCAAGGGAUCUACUCUGCAAGCUGUUAGGAAGUACCUGAAGGAAAACAACGGGAUUGAUCCCCAAAAGAAGGCUGUCUAUAUCAACAAGACCAUACGAAGAUUCUUAGAAGAUGGAACACUCCAGCACUUGAUUGGUUCUGGGGUCAAGGGAACAUUCAAACUGUGUAAAGCUCAACCACCACCAAGGGUCAGUCACAAGAAAACAAAGAAAGCAAGCAAGGAGGAGGAAGCUCCGAAAGAAGAGGAAGUGACUGAAGAUGAUGCAGAUGCCAGUGAAGAAAAGUAAAGUCUGUUCUUCGUUUGCAUUUGACAGUUUGGAUCGGUUUUUAGACUUAGCGAAGGUUUUGGAAAAAAUACAAAAUAAAUUUUUUACAUUUUCUGUUUGUUUGCUUCAGUGAGUCUUAACCUAUGUUAAACAUGCCUGUAUAUAGCUUCAGACCUAUUAUGUUGCAUAGGAAUGAUGAAAGGGAAAACAGUAGAUUACUUUGAUUUUAGUGGGUCUUUAUAGCAUAAAUCUUGUGCAUAUAUAUAUAUUUAGUCCCAAGUCGUAUGCAGAUAAUGUCGUAAGUCACAUAUCCCAAGUAUUCAUAGCCUUUUAAUAUGUACGUCUAUAUUUUGUAAGUAGAGGAAUAAAUAGUACAAUUUUUAAAGCAUGAUAUAAAUGGUAAGAUAAGAUGUUUGUUAGUGAUAAUUUUAUAUUAACACUAAUGAUAACAACCAUAACAACAAUGAGGUUAAUAAUAAUGAUCUUUGUAUAAUUUUUAUGGGAGACGCCUACACUGAGCAGCUGUGAAGGCUGAUGUAAAAUAAUUUUAUCUUGUAAUUUAUCAGUGGACACUUGCUUAGCUCACACAUUUAGUAUUAUUAUUAUUAUUAUUCCUUUGAGUUUAUAUAUAUUAUAUAUACAUAUACACGCAAACAACCAUAAAUAUAUAUAUAUAUGUACACAUGCACUGUAUGUAUACAUAUACAUGUAUACACAUGCUGUUUAUGUGUAUGUAAUUAUACAUAUACAUUAUAUAUAAUAUAUAUAUAUAUAUAUAUAUAUAUAUAUAUAUAUAUAUAUAUAUAUAUAUAUGCACAUACCCAUACUGAUACACAUAUAAUGAAUUGUGAGCUAAGUAGAAUCUUUUAAAUAUUACUGUUGGGAAAUUUUGUAGCCUAUAUAUUGAUACUACUACUGCUAAUGUCUUUAUUACUAUCAUUAUUUAUCAUUUCAUUAUGCUUUGGGGAAUUUUCAUCUGUUCUGCAUCCCAUUUUAUAAGUACUUUACCGAUUUUAUUUAUUAGCAGUAGUACUAUUUUCAUAAAUUUUGGUAUCAUUGUUGUUUCCUAUAUUGUUAGGAUUAAUUUGUAAGUGUAAUAAUGCUAAGGUUGAUGUUAGUAUUAUGAUCCUAUUAUAUCCCCUUUUCAUAAAUAUUCGUAUGCAAUAUCCUUUUUAAGAUAAUGUGCAGUAUAAAUAACACGAAAUACCCUUGUAUUUUUGUUAUGUUCGAUAAAUAAGUAACAAUUUGUA
Molecule: messenger RNA, 2589 nt
Organism: Penaeus monodon (black tiger shrimp)
Lineage: Eukaryota; Metazoa; Arthropoda; Malacostraca; Decapoda; Penaeidae
Product: histone H1-like
Exons: 3
Coding region: 383-1360 (325 amino acids)
Biological process (GO): chromosome condensation; nucleosome assembly; negative regulation of DNA recombination
Cellular component (GO): nucleosome; nucleus
Molecular function (GO): double-stranded DNA binding; nucleosomal DNA binding; structural constituent of chromatin
Source: RefSeq, a predicted model, not a curated record